Molecule: messenger RNA, 3192 nt
Organism: Trichoplusia ni (cabbage looper)
Lineage: Eukaryota; Metazoa; Arthropoda; Insecta; Lepidoptera; Noctuidae
Gene: Nnp-1
Product: ribosomal RNA processing protein 1 homolog
Exons: 11
Coding region: 143-2206 (687 amino acids)
Biological process (GO): rRNA processing
Cellular component (GO): preribosome, small subunit precursor; preribosome, large subunit precursor; nucleus
Source: RefSeq, a predicted model, not a curated record
UUCAUCGACUAUUUUAUUCUAUUAGUAAGUUUUCGCAACACUAAACGACAUCAAAAUGUCAAACGUUUUAUAAAAUCAACGUCAAAACGUGAUAAUAUCACGCAUGGUGGUCGAUUGUUUUUAAAAAUACAUUGAACCAAACAUGAAAAUCCCAGAGAAAAAGAAAGAAAAGAAGGAUAAAACUAAAAAGAAACAGAAUAUUAAGCCGAAGAAGGAGCAUGUCUUGAUUGUAGCGCAAGAAUUUAAGUUCGCGCGUUUAUUAUCGGGCAACGAAAAGAAAACGCGCGACCGUGUGCUUAAAACGUUAAAAAAAUGGCUGUUAAACUGUUUUGAGAAGGGUUAUGAAUUCAAAGAGGAUGACUUUAUUAGAGUGUGGAAAGGAUUGUUCUAUGCUGUAUGGAUGUCAGACAAGCCACUUAUACAGGAGGAGUUAUGUGAGAACAUAGCAGGUGUCCUGGACCUGUUUCCCCCGGAGCAGCUCCAGGCCGCGCUGCUGAUGUUCCAUGCUGGACUGCGCGUGUUGGCCAGCGAGUGGUAUGGCCUGGACCAGCAUCGUACUGACAAGUUUUUGAUGUUGGUCCGUCGCUACCUCCGCGCGAGUCUCCGCUGCCUGGCGCGCUGUGACUGGAGUCUGAAAAGCUGUCAGCUCUACGCUAAAACACUGUCUGACAGUAAUGGUAUAUUUGCUGUGAAGACUCCACACUACGCGCGCAACGCCACGUCAAUGCUACUGCAUUUCGUUGACUGUUAUCUUGAAGAGAUUGCCAAGGUAUCAGGCGGCAGUAUCCCGGGCAGCAGCCUGUGCUCCCUGCUACAGCCUCUGCUGCAGUACCUGGUGUCGGGCGCGACCCCCUCCCUGCGUCAGGCCGCGCGGCGUCUGCUGAGCGCGCUGCUGCGACAGAGCCAGCCCGGGGUCAUGUACCAGGAGGCCACGAGGGCUUGGCAGAAGAUGGGAUGUCCCGAAGGCGGUCCGGAAUCCUUGGAACUGGUGUCUGAUGAUGAAGACGAUGAUGAACAGAAUGGCGUUGAAGUAACAGAUGAUGAAGAUGAAAGUACUCCCACAGCAUUAGACCCUCGCGCCGGCCGAGUAGACGUGGUACUGCCGACACUGCCGGUACCUGCAGAAGAGCUGGCGACCCUCAUACGAAGCUUACUGCCCACUGCAGCAUCAGGCAGACAUAAGACGCUGAGGAUAUGCUUGGAAAGAUUCGAGCAGCUAUCCCGUAACGAGUAUCCUCUCCGCGUCCAGACUCACACAGAGGACGAGGAGCCUUCUCCUCCGGCGAGGGUCAGGAGGAACAGGUCUGCUGCAGCCUUGCAUGCGCUCGAGAAGAAACUCGUCGCAAACUCUGAUGAACUGGCGUUGAGAGGUCUAAGCCGCAAACACCGCAAGCGCCUGCUGGCUAAAAGUCGCGCUGGAGCCAGCAUCGUGGAAGAAACACUCCGCGUCCGAGAGAAACUUAGCACACAAGCUAAUGGCGAUUGGAUCGUGGAACCGGCAGAGCCUGAACCCAAAAAACUAAAACAAACUCCAGCUAAAAACGAGAAGAAACGCAAAAACAAAGCGAUGGACGCCGGCGACAAGAAAAGACGCAAACCCGACACCAACAUCAAAGAGGCCGCCGAACAGGAACGACUAAAAGUCGCAGAGAAACCCCAAGUAGUGAAUAAGCUAGAAAAUAACCUCAAAAAAGUAGUCAAUGGAAAAAUCGAAAAGAAGACCUUACAAAAUGGAAAUGUCGAGAAAAAAGACAAAGCAAAACUCAAAAAAAGUAAUCAAAAUAAACUCAGCCCGCAAGUACCGAAACCUACAGUUAACAAUAUCCCAGAAAAACAAAAUAAUAUAAACAAAAAAGAAAUAGUUACCCCGAAAUUAGUCCAAAACAAAAAUCCAAAAACUCUAGCAGAGAAAUCAAAAAAUGUCAAACAACCAACAGUCUUAGUGAACAAGGUCAAAACAUUUCAAAAACAGACGAAAAAAAUAGAAAAUUCAGAUAAAAAUAACCAUUUUGAUACGCCUAAGAAAGUCAAGUUUGUGCUAAAAAACAAUUCUAUGCAACAACCGUUUGACUAUUAUAAGAGCGUUAGGCAAAGCCCUAAUAUUCCCUUUGACAGCUCUAGAAAACCAAGCAAGACCAACUUGAAACCUUCAACGCCCUCUCCCAUUAAUCCUUUUUUCAAAAAGAAGUUAAAACUAAGGAAAUAAAGUGUAUUUAAGUUUUUAGUAAAAGUUUAAAUUGUGUCUCCCUAUUGUGGUUUUAAUUUAAAUAUAUUUGUGGGAUAAUGUCAAAAUUGAAUCAUGUCUAAUAAUUUUAAAGAUAUGAAAUAUUUCCUGUUUUUAACCAAUUUUCGAAAGUCACUGUCUCAUAUUCUGAAUGAGAUUAAAUAGUUUUAAAAUAAUUAUUUUUAACUUUAAAGUAUACAAGAUAAAAUUAAGAAGAAAGAAACAGAACAUCCAAUCGUUGAUCUGUUUUAGUGCUAAAGUGCCACAGACAGACACACAAACUCAUAGCAACAAACUUUCUUAUUUUUUUUUUAAAGAGAAAUAUUUGUUUUUGUUACGGCUUCAAUCAAUUUAUCAUAAAUUUCGGUCAUGAUUACUUUUAUUUAUUUGAAGAUCCCAUAUCUUCAAUUCGACAGACAUAUGGCUAUAUAACACUUAGGAGUUUCCGUGACUACAUUCUAAAGUUACACAAAUUAUCUUAUCUCGGAUGGUAGACAUAAAAAUCAUAAAUUAAUUGUAUAUUUAUGUAUAUGUUCUGGUUCUAUUGUCUUGUAACAUCUGUAAAUAUGUCUCCCGAGCUGAUUAAAUUAUCCAUUUCCGUGCUUAGAAUUAUGCAAACGAGUAUUUUUAUACACAUAACUCAUUUGUUAUUUGUAUAAACUUUAACACAUGGAAUAUAAUUUUCACGGUUCCCUGCCGAAAGGGUAGUUUCGGCUAUCUAUUUGUCACUUGACUGUAUCUCAUAAAACGCGUAAAAAUGCCAUAGCACCCUUUUUUUCGCAAUAAUUGUGGAAAUUAAGUUAGAUUUUUUAGUUAUGGGUCAUAAUGACCCAGUAGCUAUUAUAAGAGAGACCUUGUGUAGGUAAAUUGUUGUAUUUUCGUUUUUGCCUGUAGUUACCUAUGUAUAUAGUUGUGACUGCGAGGGAUCGCUUAUGUGUUACAUUCAAUAAAUAUGAAGUUUGAAAAUA